Molecule: messenger RNA, 2325 nt
Organism: Naegleria fowleri
Lineage: Eukaryota; Heterolobosea; Eutetramitea; Acrasida; Naegleriidae
Exons: 1
Coding region: 1-2325 (774 amino acids)
Molecular function (GO): protein binding
Source: RefSeq, a predicted model, not a curated record
AUGAAGCUGCUGGGAGGAAUUCUCUCCAAGUCCUCUUCAAACAACCACUCAACCAAUUCUUCUUCUUCUUCCUCAUCAAACACCAAUUCCACCACCACUCUUGCGGUUUCCUCAAAUAGCCUUACCCUUAGUAGCGGAACAACAACCUCAUCAGGCAAUUCCAGCUCCCUUAAUCAAUCGGUUUCAUCUCUCGGAACGAAUAGUUCCAUCUCAACGACAGCCAUACAACGAAGUAGAAAGGAGCAAUUUUUGUUGGCUUCAGGUGAAUUUUGCAAUCAUUCCUCGGCAUCAUCAUCGGCAGUGUUUUCCUCACCUUCCUCCGCUGAUCCGAGCAGUACUUCUUCAAGCAAAAAGAAGUCUGCAAAGAAAACCAAACAACAGAAACAAACUGGCUUGAGUACUCAAAUAUCAGCAGCUAACACCACCACACUUUCAUCAUUAUCGGCCUCUCAGAACUUUUCUUCACCCAUUCCAACUCAUUCAAGCUCAUUCACUCCCAAGAAGCAAGCCAACACGAUUCAAAAGGAUUUCUUUCAACAAUCAUCCUUAACGUCUCCUCUUGCCUCAUCCGUUGGCAGCACCAAUAAUAGCGCGAGUAGAGAUUUGGCACAAGCAAAUAGUGAGGAAUUUCUCAAUAGUUUAUCUUUUGCAUUUCCCCAAAUUGAGUACGAAGAAGUAAUGAAAAAGAUUCAACAACAACAACAACAGCAGCAACAAGUUUCGCAGCGUAACCAUGCCACCGCCCCGAAACCAGAGGGUGCAGAUGACAACAACAUUACUGCAGAGAAUAUUGACGCCACUUCGGAAGGCUACGAUUUUGAAUAUGUCAAUAAGGAAGAGGAAGCGAAACGCAACAAGAAAAAUGCAAAGUCUUCCAAGUCCUCAUCCUCUUCGUCUCAAAAACGUACUGCAGAGCCGUCCAAUUCUUCGACAAUCAAUUAUGAAAAGAACAAUAAUACGAGCACAAAAACACCCCUCAAACAGAAGGUUUCUUCCGAUACUCCAUCCAGCAAAUCAAAAAACAGCAAAAACUCAGGCGGUAACGCCGUGUCCACUUUGGAGCAAGGUUCUUUUGCUCUAUCUUCAGAACCAGUUUCAGUAAUUCCAUCGAAGAGUCGAAUUUCCUUACGACCUUCGACUUCAUCGAGACAGGUUGGCAAGAAAAACAAAUCUCUUUUACGUAGCUCUGUCUCCAAGUCUUUCAGCAAUUUUGUUUCGAAAUCAUCCACCGGCAACAGCUCCGAUCAAGUAAUUUCUGUAGUUAUGGAUUCCUCCCCUACCUUUAAUGAACAAGGUACUGACAGUGAAGAUGAUGAUGACGGUGACGAUAAGGAUCAUUGUCACACUUCAAAGUCGUCGUCACGACAAGACAUCAUGAUGAACAUUACUGCGAUGAAUUGCCAUCAUCACGAUGACAGUGAAGAGGACGCCGAGCAUGGUCAGGACUCUAUUUCAUCACCGACUACACCCAACAAGAAGAGAAAGGCCAACGCAGAUUUCACCGACUCUCCAGCUUCCUCAAAAAAAAAGAAAGAGGACUCUCUGAUGGACAGCGUGAUUAAGAAAGUGAUGGAAUUUUCCAUUCCUAAUACUCCACCACAUCUCGAGGAAGAAAGCCCUGCACAAAGCACGGCCCUUACCAUUUCCCCCUCUCUUUCCUACAACUCUGACUCGACAUGUGGAGAGCAAGUGUUGGAUGUUUGCUCAACUUCACCUCAUGAUGACACAUCCUAUGACACAAAUUUGUUGAGCUCUGUCUCGGACUCUUCCACCAAAGGUAUAGAUAUUAAGGAAGUGAACCAAAGAAUUAGCUCCCUCGUUACUGUCAUUGAAAAAAGAAAUGAACAAAUUGCACAGCGAGAUGCACUCAUUAUGCAACUCUCCAAAGAAAACAAAGAUCUCAAAAAAUUCAAGAACAUGAUCGAAAAGUUGGAAGAUGUUGGUGUCGUGUUUUACAUGAAGGCCUCAGAGUUGUGCUGUAAUGGAUUGAUGGCACGUGAUGAUAAAUCCAAAGACUCCAUGGAAGUGGUUGCUUCCUCUGUUCAGCAAGGGAUGCGAUACAUGAGAGCUUCGGCCGAGUUUGGCAAUGUUGAUGCCAUGUUUGAGUAUGCAGAAUUAAUGUUAAGGUAUUCAAAAAACAAAAAAAGUGAAGCCAAAGAAUAUCUAAAGAAAGCCAGUGAUCUUGGUCACAAGAAAGCUGCUGUAUUUUUGAAGAGUUUAGAAAACAAGGAGGAGCAGAUUAAGUAUGAAAAAAGUAUUGAGCAUGAUCAUUUGUUUCUCUAUGGUAAUGAGACCAAGAAUAACCAAUCGAAAAAGAGAAGAUGA